Thermochaetoides thermophila DSM 1495 is the source of this 3585-nucleotide messenger RNA. RefSeq names its product nicotinate-nucleotide pyrophosphorylase [carboxylating]-like protein. Gene Ontology annotation, molecular function: NAD binding; N-acetyl-gamma-glutamyl-phosphate reductase (NADP+) activity; nicotinate-nucleotide diphosphorylase (carboxylating) activity. The transcript has 4 exons. NCBI's taxonomy places the organism in Eukaryota, Fungi, Ascomycota, Sordariomycetes, Sordariales, Chaetomiaceae. The record is from RefSeq and is a predicted model, not a curated record. Gene Ontology annotation, biological process: NAD+ biosynthetic process; L-arginine biosynthetic process. The coding region runs from base 1 to 3585 and encodes 1194 amino acids. Gene Ontology annotation, cellular component: mitochondrial matrix; cytoplasm.
AUGCUCUCCGCCGCUGCUGUCUCCCUCCGGGCUGGUGCUCGUCGCACCGUCCGCAGGCUGCCCAUCCGGGCUCGGGCCGUUGCCGUUCCUGCCUACCUCCGCCGUCAGAGACCCUUCUCGACAUCGGCUGCCCGCCCUACCGAUCUCAGCACUCGGAGCAUGAUCAUCCAAACCCUCUCCUCAGUCGGCUCCAAGCGUGAGGUGCAGCAAUACUUAUCCCUCUUCACCUCGGUCUCGUCCCAGAGGUUCGCCGUCAUCAAGGUCGGUGGUGCUAUUCUGACCGAUUACCUCGACGAGCUGUGCUCUAGCCUGGCCUUCCUCUACACUGUCGGCCUGUACCCCGUUAUCGUCCACGGUGCUGGGCCCCAGCUCAACAAGCUGCUCGAGGAAGCCGGUGUCGAGCCUCAGUUCGAGGAGGGCAUCCGCGUGACCGAUGCCAAGACCCUGCGUGUUGCCCGCGACCUCUUCCUGCAGGAGAACCUGAAGUUGGUCAACAAGCUUGAGGAGAAGGGCGUGCACGCCCAGCCACUGACUACGGGCAUCUUCCGUGCUGGAUAUUUGAAUAAGGACAAGUGGGGUUUCGUCGGCAAGGUUACUAGCGUCAACAAGGCCCCCAUUGAGGCUGCCAUCAACAAUGGCUACCUUCCCAUUCUGACCUCGAUGGCCGAGACCGACGAUGGCCAGAUCCUCAACGUCAACGCCGAUGUUGCCGCUUCUGAGCUGGCCCGUGCUCUCGAACCCCUGAAGGUCGUCUACCUGUCCGAGAAGGGCGGUCUUUUUGACGCCGCUGGCCAGCGGAUCUCGGCCAUUAACCUGGACGAAGAGUACGACUACCUCAUGUCUCAGGAAUGGGUUAAGUACGGCACCCGCUUGAAGAUCAAAGAGAUCAAGGAGUUGCUGGAUACCUUGCCGCGGGCAUCUAGCGUUGCUAUCAUUCAUCCGGGUGAGCUUCAGAAGGAGCUCUUCACCGACUCGGGUGCUGGCACUCUUAUUCGCCGGGGCAAUAAGCUGGUUUCGGCCACUAGUCUAUCCGACUUCAAGGAUCUGGACGCUCUCAAGCAAGUCCUCAUCCGGGACCGCGAGGGCCCUGAUGCCAUGGCUACUGUGGACAAGUACCUUGAGUUCCUUAAGGAGAACGAGUUCAAAGCUUUCUUCGAUGGCCCCAUGAACGCUCUCGCUAUCGUUCUCCCUGCCAGCAAUGGCCGUCAUGCCACCCUGUCCACACUUACCAUCACUAAGUCUGGCUGGCUCACCAAUGUUGCUGACAACAUCUUCACCGCCCUGCGCAAGGAGUAUCCUUCGCUUGUGUGGACUGUCCGGGAGGAUGAUGAAAACCUGGGCUGGUUCUUCGACAAGGCCGACGGCAGCGUCACUCGCAACGGUGCUGUCAUGUUCUGGUAUGGUAUUGAGAACGGUGACGAGAUUGUCAAGUUGAUGAAGGACUUCACCCAGAAUGGCCGGGCUAUGCUGGGCGAUUCGAAUCUUGAGUCGCGCCUGUACCGUGCCUACAAACAGGCCGCUGGCGCUGCUGCCCAGCAGACCCGCAGCUACUCGACCUUCGUUCAUCGCCCUGUUCUGUCCGCUCCGGUUUUCGGCCAGACUGCUCGUAGGGGCUACGUCACCCAGACGAACCCAAACCCCCCCUACGGCAAGAAGAAUGCCUCCAACGACAAACCUGCGAGGGUGGCGCUAAUCGGUGCCCGUGGCUACACCGGCCAGGAACUGGUUCGCCUGCUGGACACUCACCCCCACAUGGAGCUCACCCAUGUCUCAUCUCGUGAGCUUGCUGGCAAGAAGCUUGAGGGUUAUAACAAGAGUGAGGUCAUCUACUCGAACCUCAGCCCCGAAGAUGUUAGAGAUAUGGAGCGUCGCGGCGAGAUCGACUGCUGGGUCAUGGCUCUCCCCAACGGCGUUUGCAAGCCGUUCGUCGAGGCUGUCUGGGAGGGCCGUAAGGACUCGAACCACAAGAGCGUCAUCAUUGACCUGUCUGCUGACUACCGCUUCGACAAUACCUGGACCUAUGGUCUCCCUGAGCUCGUUCCCCGCGCCAAUAUCGCUCAGGCCACUCAGAUCGCCAACCCCGGCUGUUACGCCACGGCCGCUCAGCUUGGUAUCGCCCCUCUGGUCCCUCACCUUGGUGGCAUGCCCCACGUUUUUGGCGUCUCCGGCUACUCGGGUGCCGGCACCAAGCCCUCGCCCAAGAACGACGUCAACCUACUGACGGACAACAUCAUGCCUUACUCGCUGACUGGCCACAUCCACGAGCGUGAGGUCAGCACUCAGCUGGGCGCCCAGAUCGCCUUUAUGCCUCACGUCGCGGUCUGGUUCCGUGGCAUCCACCACACCAUUUCCAUCCCUCUCAACAAGACCAUGACCAGCCGCGACAUUCGCCAGAUCUACCAAGACCGUUAUGCUGGCGAGAAGCUGGUCAAAGUUGUUGGCGAAGCUCCUCUUGUCAAGUUUAUCAGCGGCAAGCAUGGUGUUGAGAUCGGCGGCUUCGAGGUUGACUCCACUGGCAAGCGUGUCGUGGUUUGCGCUACGAUCGAUAACCUGCUCAAGGGUGCUGCUACUCAGUGCUUGCAAAACAUGAACCUUGCUCUGGGCUACGCUGAGUAUGAGGGUAUUCCGGACAAGGCCAACGCCCCUCUCCCCAAGCACAACAUCAUGUUCGAUCUGCCCCUUGAGCACGGCUCGCUGGAGCACCUCCUUCCGGUCUCCUGGAAGACCCAGAUCACGGCCUGGUUGGCCGAGGACACGCCGUCCUUUGACGUCGGCGGCUUUGUCGUCGGCGACGCCCCGCGCACGGCUACCCUCUGGGGCAAGUCUCCCGGCAUCCUGGCCGGCGUGCCCUUUUUCAAUGAGGUCUUUCGCCAGUGCGGUUGCACUGUCGAGUGGCACGCGCGCGAAGGGUCGCACAUUGAAACGCACGGCGGCAAGACUGCGCUCGCAACCGUUCGCGGGCCCGCCAGGGGCUUGUUGGAGGGUGAAAGGGUCGCGCUGAACAUUCUUGCGCGCUGCUCGGGCAUCGCGACGAUGAGCAGGAGGCUGUUGGUCAAUCUGAGGAGUGCCGGGUGGAAGGGGAUGCUGGCAGGCACGAGGAAGACAACGCCUGGGUUUAGGCUGGUUGAGAAGUAUGGGAUGCUGGUUGGUGGCGCUGAUACGCAUCGCAUGGAUUUAAGCACGAUGACUAUGCUCAAGGAUAACCAUAUCUGGAGCCGCGGCAGCAUCACCCAGGCGGUCAAGGCUGCGAAAGCGGCUGGCGGGUUCAGUUUGAAGAUUGAGGUUGAGGUACAAAGCGAGGAGGAGGCCGAUGAAGCCAUUGCAGCGGGUGCCGAUGUCAUCAUGCUGGACAACUUCACCCCUGAAGGUGUUAGGGCUGCCUCCAAGAGUCUCAAGGAGAAGUGGAAGGGCAAGCGGGAGUUUUUGCUCGAGAUCUCAGGGGGCUUGACCGAGGACAAUGCCGAGCAGUACAUCUGUAAUGACAUUGACAUUCUCUCCACUAGCGCCAUUCAUCAGGGCGUGCGCCAUAUCGACUUCUCGCUGAAGAUCAACGUGGAUAAGAGUGGCCCGGAGGUGUCGAGUUAA